AUGACACAGAGCGAGACAGCCCAGGCUCUUGUUGAGUCCCUCAAGCAACUCGACAACGGGCUGGGCCCCUUGGUCAAACUGUGCUGCCCGAUUGGCAAAACGAAAGAUCAACUCCCAGAAUUUUGUCUCGUCGCCAAGCACCUUCCACUCUUGCGUGACGUCUUUAGGGACAUCUUCCAGAGCUUGAGCUCCGUGGACGAAGAGAAGGAGUCUCUGGAGCUGAACAGCCAAAACUGCCUUGUCAUCCGGCAGGCCGUUGAAGGGCUCGACAGCCAGAUCACUUAUAUCCAAGAGCUUUUCAACGCAGUCAAGGAGAGCCAAAACAAGGUUGAGGACUAUCGCAGGGCCGUCAGAAACGGCAACGGCAAGAGAUUGGAGGUCGUCAUGGCGGAUAUCCUCAAGCCCGCUACAGAUCCAGCCGUGCACCCCUUCGUGGCAGAAUAUAGGACCGAGCUCCUACAAAGCGCACUGAGAGAGUUCGAGACAUUCAACUCUUCCCUGGAGACUGAGUCUCGGAAGGGUGUCACCACGCUGAAUAACUUCGGUGCGGGGAGUCAGUUGUAUCACGGUGGAAGCGGCAACAUCAACAAGUGCGAUGGUGGCCUGCAGAUCAAUGGGCAAAACAAAGAUGCAAAAUACUACUAUGGAACAACGGCAAACAAGGAAGAUUAA
Messenger RNA from Fusarium vanettenii 77-13-4, 672 nucleotides. RefSeq lists its product as uncharacterized. The record is from RefSeq and is a predicted model, not a curated record. The transcript has a single exon. Bases 1 to 672 code for a protein of 223 amino acids. Lineage: Eukaryota; Fungi; Ascomycota; Sordariomycetes; Hypocreales; Nectriaceae.